UAAGUAUCUGUAAGUAUCUAAGUAUCUGUCUCACUCUCAGCUUUCCGUCAAAAUAUUCAAGAAAAAACAUUAGUUAAAAACAAAUUUCCCAUGAGUAACAGCCAAGACCAAAUACCUGAACUUCCUGAUCUUUAUGAUCCCAUUUUCUGUAACAUUUUGAAGUUUUUGGAUAACCAUGAUUUGCCCCACUUCUCUGAAGUGUGUCCCCAUCGGAGUGAUUUAAUCGAUUGUCGAGCUGAACAAGUUAGAUUUUUGAUUGCUUAUCCGGAUGAUGCAGCGGAUUAUUUUCAUUACCAAAUAGAGAAACUGAACAAUGGAGUCUAUUUGCUUACAUUUACAAAAUUACUGAUUGCUGAUAUUACUCCUAAAUUGAAUGCAAGAGUAAAACGUGAACAUAUUUUUGAAUUGAUCAACGCGAAUCAACAAACUUUAAAAGGAUUAAUUUAUAAUUAUCGAGACUAUAAAGGAAUAACACGGAAUUGUAAUCAACUCGAAAUGAUAUCAUCCAAUGGUGUUGAACACCACGUAAAACAGAAUGGUGAAAAGGUGAAACAAUUGCGCCUUCGCUAUUAUACUUUAGGUGCCUUAACAAAAAAAUUUAUAAGUAAGGAACCCGUUAAUGGAAAAAAGAAAAGAGUGCAAGACAAACAUUAUUUUCCGAAUCUUGAAAGACUAAAUAUUUAUAAUAGAAAAGAUCAUCACUAUAUAGAAUAUGGACUAAAAUAUGGACCAGAAUUUACAAAUCUCAAAAUAUUUGAAUCGAAAUUUUAUGUUCGUAAAUGCACCACAAACAUUUAUUACGGUUUCCAUCUUAUUAUAAAUUUUUGUCCAAAUUUACAAAGUGCACAUAUUGAAGUAGAAGCUGAUAAUUUGGAAACUUGUUCAUCGGACACACCUAAUCAUUAUUGUUUGCAAGAUUUAGUAAUAAAUUUCUGUCAUAAAAGUCGAAUCAAGUGGGAUGAUAUUAAACAACUGUUAUUUAAAUUCAAAAACCUCAAACACCUUGCAUUGAGGGCACGUGAAAACUUAUUAGAUGAUCAUAUCCUGGAAUUGGCGACUAAUUUACCAAAUUUAGUGCUACUUGAUGUUCGUGGAUGCCCUAAAGUUACUCAGGGAGCUGCUGAUCGUGUUAAAGAUCUUAAUGAACAAGAGGGAAAAUCAAUCAAGUUUUACUUCAACGGAAAUAGCAAUGAAAUCGUAUCAGAUUGGCCUCAGUUAUCCACUAAAAAAGAAAAAAUCAGUCGAGGUUUCGAAUUCAUGAAACAUUGCUUUCUCAAAGAUUUUAAUGACCUUCCCCAUUUCUUGGUUCCUAUUGAUUAUUGUAAACCACAUACAGUACAAGAACUCUCAUAGGUUGUAAGAAACUCAACAUCUAGCGGAUUUGACGUUUAACCUGACUUAUGAGUAAGUUUCUUACAAAUUAAUUCUUGGUGCAAUAGUGAUCUAUCUAGAUGGCUGGACCGCUUACAACCUUUGGAUGUACAAAUUUUGAUCGGUUUUACUUUAUUUUUUAUUUUUGAUAUGCUAUAUGAUACUCAGGAAGCCUAUUUAGGGAUUUUGUAUUCAAUAUCUUUUUCAAUACUUCUUUACUCUUUGAUCUU
Molecule: messenger RNA, 1601 nt
Organism: Tetranychus urticae (two-spotted spider mite)
Lineage: Eukaryota; Metazoa; Arthropoda; Arachnida; Trombidiformes; Tetranychidae
Source: RefSeq, a predicted model, not a curated record